Messenger RNA from Hydra vulgaris (swiftwater hydra), 2447 nucleotides. RefSeq names its product cullin-2. Lineage: Eukaryota; Metazoa; Cnidaria; Hydrozoa; Anthoathecata; Hydridae. Gene Ontology annotation, cellular component: SCF ubiquitin ligase complex; Cul2-RING ubiquitin ligase complex. Gene Ontology annotation, molecular function: ubiquitin protein ligase binding; protein-macromolecule adaptor activity. Gene Ontology annotation, biological process: SCF-dependent proteasomal ubiquitin-dependent protein catabolic process; protein ubiquitination. The record is from RefSeq and is a predicted model, not a curated record.
UUUCUUAGAUUAAAUAGAUAAAUUGUGUAGUUACAGUUAUAUUUGAAUGAUGCAAAAGUUGAGAAGUUUUCUUUGUUAUGAGUGCUAUUAAACAUCAAGAAUUUAGGUCAACAAUGCGACCAACUGAUGUUAAUUUUAAUGAAGUUUGGAUGAAUAUUUGUGGAACUUUGCAAAAUGUAAUAACAUUGACUCCAAUCAAUAGAGCUGAAUGGCAUGAAAGAUUCUCUGACAUAUAUAAAAUAUGUGCAUCUGAUAUUGAAGGGUUAGAUGCAAAACUCUAUUUAAAAACAAAAGAAUUUUUUGAAUCACACUCUAGAAAAAUCUAUCAAAAUAUUUCGACAGAACAAAAUCUAUUAGGAAGUUACCAUAGACAUUGGCUGCAAUAUGAGUAUGGUACUAAUUGUAUUAAUGGUUUGUACAGGUACUUAAAUGACCAUUAUGCUUUGCGUAAAAAAGGCAGUUAUGCUGAGUAUGUGCAGGUACCAACUGCUUACGAAGUUGACAAAAAACCUAUUGGGGCAUUAGCAUUUGAAAUGUGGAAGUCGGAAAUAAUUAAGCCACUGCAAGACUCAUUGAUAAGUGCACUUCUUCAGGAAAUCACAAAAGAUCGUAUGGGUGAACGACCUUCAGUUGCAGUAGUUAAAGGAGUUAUUCAUUCUUUUAUUGAUGUUCAUAACUAUGUAUCUACAGACCCUGAAAAAGAUGGACUAAAGUUAAAACUUUAUCAAACAGCAUUUGAACAACCAGUGCUAUUGGAAACUUCAAAUUUUUAUAAAAACGAAUCAAAUCGUAUUCUCGAAUUUUGCAAUUGUUCUCAAUACAUGGAAAAGGUUGAUUCAAGGUUAGCUGAAGAAAAUUUAAGGGUCCAGAGAUAUCUUCAUCCAAGUACAUUUGAGAAAGUUAUGAAUGUAGCUCAAUCAAGACUUGUUGAGGAUCAUCUCGAAUUACUAACAGGUGAAUGUCGCAGAAUGGUAAAGGAACAGAAGUUUGCAGAUUUAAAAAGAAUGUAUAAACUUUUGAGACCAUUGCCAAAAGGUUUUAAAGAAAUGCUUACUGAGUUUGAAAUACAUAUUACCGAAACUGGACUUGAUCGUGUCAAAUCACUACAUACUGAAAGUGACACUGGUCAGUUUGUAAAUGUUUUGCUUGACUUACAUGUAGAAUAUACUCAAAUUAUUCACACGACAUUUAAAAAAGAUCAAUCUUUUUUUGGAGCAAGGGACAAAGCGUGUACAAAAGUAGUGAAUCACAAAUUGGAUGCAAAGAAACCAUGCAAGUCCCCAGAACUACUCGCAAAAUACUGUGAUUCACUGUUGAAAAAGAAUACCAAAAACUUUCCUGAGACUGAAAUUGAUGAGAAAUUAAAUAAUGUGAUAACAAUUUUCAAAUACUUGGAUGAAAAAGAUAUAUUUCAAAAGUUUUAUUCCAUAUUGCUAGCAAAAAGACUUAUUCAUAAUUUAUCAGUGUCCAUGGAUGCAGAAGAAGGAAUGAUAACUAAGUUAAAGUUGGCGUGUGGAUAUGAAUAUACAAAUAAACUUCACAGGAUGUUUACAGAUAUGGCUAUUAGCAAAGAAUUAGAGUCUAAAUUUUCAGAUUUUUUAAGAGGAAGCAAUACUGAACUUGGAAUUAAUUUUUCAGUACUUAUUUUGCAGUCUGGAGCUUGGCCACUUGGUCAGUCAGUUUCGCCAUCAGUUAUGUUACCCUCAGAAUUUUCUAGAAGUGCCCAAAUGUUCAAAACAUUUUACAACAGUAAGUUCAAUGGUCGAAAACUUACUUGGCUUCAAAACCUUUCAAACGGGGAAGUGAAAUUAACCUACUUAAAAAAGCCGUAUCUUGUAACAUGCACAACAUAUCAAAUGGCUGUUCUUCUUUUAUACAACGACUCUGAUUCACUUUCUUACAAUGAUAUUAAGUUAAGUUGCGAGUUAGAAGAAAAAGAAUUAAAAAGAACAUUACAAUCGAUUGUAGAUGUAAAGAUAUUUUUUAAAUCACCAGAAGAUGUUGAAGAUCUCUGUUUAUGUUCAUUUUCAUUAAAUCUGCGUUUUGCAAAUAAACGAACUAAAUUCAAGAUUACAGCAGCUUUGCAAAAAGAAACACCUCAAAUUAUCGAGCAGACUCAUGUAGCGGUCGAUGAAGAUCGAAAGAUGUAUACACAGGCUGCUAUUGUUCGCAUCAUGAAAUCGCGUCAGAUUUUACGACAUAACAUCCUUAUACAAGAGGUCAUUGACCAGUCUCGUGCAAAGUUUUCUCCUUCUACUCAAAUGAUUAAAAAAUCAAUUGAGGCCCUGAUUGAAAAAAACUACAUUGAACGAGUUUCUGGAUCACGAGACGAGUACAGUUACGUUGCAUAAUUUGACUAAUCCCCGACUUUAUGUAAAAAACUAAAAAAGCGAUAAUUUUGUUUACAUUUUUAUAAGAUUUAACUUAUAAAUUUUUCUCAUACUGUA